GCGCCUCUGCACCUUCCUCUCUGAGUCUGUUUCUGUCAGGGUGAAGAACGCAGACGAAGCAGAGCGGAACAGGAUGCAGGCUAUCAAAUGUGUGGUCGUGGGAGAUGGAGCUGUGGGAAAGACAUGUCUUCUCAUCAGCUACACAACCAAUGCCUUCCCUGGGGAGUACAUUCCUACUGUAUUUGACAACUACUCAGCUAAUGUGAUGGUCGACAGCAAGCCAGUCAACCUGGGCCUUUGGGAUACAGCUGGACAGGAAGACUACGACAGGCUCCGCCCACUCUCCUACCCACAGACGGAUGUUUUCCUGAUCUGUUUCUCCCUGGUGAGCCCAGCGUCCUACGAGAACGUCAGAGCUAAGUGGUACCCGGAGGUUCGCCACCACUGCCCCUCCACGCCCAUCAUCCUGGUGGGCACCAAGCUGGAUCUGAGGGACGAGAAGGAGACCAUUGAGAAGCUGAAGGAAAAAAAGCUUGCACCAAUCACCUAUCCUCAGGGCCUGGCUCUGGCAAAGGAGAUAGACGCAGUGAAGUACCUGGAGUGCUCGGCUUUGACCCAGCGUGGUCUGAAGACUGUGUUUGAUGAGGCCAUCCGCGCCGUGCUCUGCCCCCAGCCCACCAAGGUCAAGAAGAAGCCCUGCUCACUGCUGUAGAUGGUUCCUCCAGGACCAGAGAGAAGCCACAAAGAGAUUCAGACUGCUGAAUCCAGCUCAUGAGAAGAACAUUUGAAAAUAAUGUUGUAAUGUUUCUAAGAGAAAAAUACAACUAGAUUUCCACUAGUUUGAAAAAAAUAAUAAUGCUUUUGCUGUUAUAAUAAAACGGUACAAUACUUUCUGUACAGCAUAUUCUGAGACUGAAUUUUAAAGUGCAUUACAUACACAGCACCAGUUAGGAUUUCUCUGUUAAUUAUUCAACUAUACCAGAAUAAAUCACUAAAUGUGGAAGCAACACACUGUCCCACAGACUGUCACACACUUUACUGGACUGUAGAUUCACCCAGCCAGCUUUAACCAGUGUACCAAAAUUCCUGCACAUAUGUCACUGCCCUUUUUGGGGCCACUAGUAUAAGGCACACAAGGAGUCUUGUGCAGUUUCU
Molecule: messenger RNA, 1095 nt
Organism: Seriola dumerili (greater amberjack)
Lineage: Eukaryota; Metazoa; Chordata; Actinopteri; Carangiformes; Carangidae
Gene: rac2
Product: ras-related C3 botulinum toxin substrate 2
Exons: 7
Coding region: 74-652 (192 amino acids)
Biological process (GO): small GTPase-mediated signal transduction
Molecular function (GO): GTPase activity; GTP binding
Source: RefSeq, a predicted model, not a curated record